AUGAAAGCUGUCAUUAAGAAGAUACCAACCACACCCAUCGCGGGGCAGACGAUGGGUACAUCCGGUCUGCGAAAACGUGUGAGUGAGAUUGAGAGCACCCCAAGCUACUUGGAAAACUUUGUAUGCGCCAUGUUCAAAGGAGCAUCAAAUCUCCAAAAACCUGGCAAAAUCAUCAUCGGAGGUGAUGGGAGAUUUUUGAACUUGAAAGCACUCGACAUCAUUGUUCGAGUCGCUAUUGCUCAUGGCUUCACAGACAUCGUCGUCUCACAAAAUGGUAUGAUGUCGACCCCAGCCGAGUCGGCGACCAUUAUUAGAAAUCACAUCCAAGCCGGUUUCAUUAUGACAGCUUCACAUAAUCCAGCUGGACAAGCUCACGGCGACUUUGGACUGAAAUUGAACAUGUCGAAUGGUGGCCCUGCACCAAUUGAAGUCACUUCCAAAAUCGAAGAGGCGGCUCGAGAGAUCAAGGAGUUAGUGAUUGCUGAGUUUGAAACACCAUUGAAGGUCGACACUAUUGGAGACAUUCAGGUUGAGUGCAACGGUCUUAUUUCAACUAUUCAUGUUAUUGACCCAUUCGUGGACUACUUGGCUUACCUCCACGAGUGCUUCGACUUUGCAAAACUGAAAGAGUUCAUCGCAAAAUACAACUUGAAACUGUUGGUUGACUCAUUUAAUGCAGUAACUGGACCUUACAACAAAAAGGUGUUUUGUGAGUUGUUAGGACUCGGGGAAGACUCUUUGAAAAACCCUGUCAGUCUCCCAGACUUUGGUGGAAAGCACCCGGACCCCAACUUGACAUACGCUGCUGAAUUAGUUGGUGAAGUGAUGAAAGAUGACUCCAAGUAUGACGUUGGAUUCGCUUUUGAUGGUGAUGGAGACAGAAACUUGAUUGUCGGUCGUGGGGCUUUCGUUAGUCCGUCAGACUCUCUUGCCAUAUUAUCCACUAAAUACGAAUAUAUCCCAUUCUUUGUUAAAAAUGGGUUCAAAGGAGUCGCUCGUUCAAUGCCAACAUCCGCUGCUGUUGACCGCGUUUGUAGUAUUACUGAAACUCCAACAGGAUGGAAAUUCUUUGGUAACUUAAUGGACAGUGGAAAGAUUUCAUUGUGUGGGGAAGAAUCCUUUGGAACUGGAUGCUGUGGUAUUAGAGAGAAAGAUGGUAUCUGGGCCGCACUCUGUUGGGUCUCAGUGUUGGCCGGUGAGUCGGAGAAAGCCGGCAAGUUGGUUGGAAUCAAAGACGUCUUGGAAGCACAUUGGGCCAAAUAUGGAAGAAACUAUUAUCAACGAUACGACUUUGAUGAAGUUGAUAAACAAAAGGCUGAAGACAUGAUGCAAGCAAUGCGAGACAACGCAAAGACGGCGAAAGCUGAUUUGAGUGGAGUUCCAUUGAAGUUCUGUGACGACUUUGAAUAUCGUGACAGUGUUGAUGGAAGUGUAACAAAGAAACAGGGUAUCAGAUUUGUCUUUGAAGAUGGCUCGAGAAUCAUUUUUAGACUUUCUGGAACCGGUUCUGUCGGAGCCACUGUUAGAGUUUACUUCGACAAGUAUUCCAAAAAUUUCAAGGAAGAUCCAAAUGUUGUUCUCAAAGAGAUGGUUACGUUGGCUUAUUCAUUGAGUCAAAUCACAAGGUUCACUGGCAGAGAAAGACCUUCUGUUAUCACAUAA
Messenger RNA from Entamoeba invadens IP1, 1662 nucleotides. Its product is annotated as phosphoglucomutase, putative. The coding region runs from base 1 to 1662 and encodes 553 amino acids. The record is from RefSeq and is a predicted model, not a curated record. Gene Ontology annotation, biological process: carbohydrate metabolic process. Gene Ontology annotation, molecular function: phosphoglucomutase activity; magnesium ion binding. The transcript has a single exon. Lineage: Eukaryota; Evosea; Mastigamoebida; Endamoebidae. Gene Ontology annotation, cellular component: cytosol.